Lolium perenne is the source of this 2343-nucleotide messenger RNA. Its product is annotated as probable glucan endo-1,3-beta-glucosidase A6. Gene Ontology annotation, molecular function: hydrolase activity, hydrolyzing O-glycosyl compounds. NCBI's taxonomy places the organism in Eukaryota, Viridiplantae, Streptophyta, Magnoliopsida, Poales, Poaceae. The record is from RefSeq and is a predicted model, not a curated record. Gene Ontology annotation, biological process: carbohydrate metabolic process.
ACGCGCAUUCAACAAAACGCCCGCAGAAAUGGGGGCGCCCUCCUCCUUCCUCUGCGCCCUCCUCCUCCUCGCCGCCUUCGCCUGCCACUUCAAUGAGUCGCACGGGCGGCGGCAUCACUCCCGCAGCCACGGCCACGACCACGACCACGUCCACGGCCUGGGCGUCAACUACGGCACCCUCGGCGAUAACCUCCCCACGGCGGCGCAUUCCGUCAAACUCCUCCGCUCGGCGAAGGCGGGCGCCGUCAAGAUCUAUGACGCCAACCAGGACAUCCUCCACGCGCUGGCCGGCACGGGCAUCCCGGUCUCCGUCAUGGUGCCCAACGAGAUCAUCCCCAACAUCGCCGCGUCCCGCCGGAACGCGCGCAGGUGGGUGGCCAAGAACCUCUCUCGGCACCCCCGGGUCAAGAUCAUAUACCUCCUCGUCGGCAACGAGCUUCUCUCCAACCAGGCCAUCGCGGGAUCCACGUGGGGCAAGAUCGUCCCCGCGAUGAAGAACCUCCGCCGCGCCCUCCACUCCUACAAGCUCGGCCACGUCAAGCUCGGCACCCCGCUCGCCAUGAGCGCACUGUCGGCGUCCUUCCCGCCGUCCGCCGGCGAGUUCCGCGAGGACAUCGCCCAAUCGGUCAUGAAGCCACUGCUCCAGUUCCUCAGCGACACCCGCUCCUACUUCUUCAUCGACGUGUACCCGUACUUCGCGUGGGUGGGCAACCAGAAGGACAUCCUGCUCGACUACGCGCUCUUCCAGAGCCACACCACCGACAACGUCGUCGAUCCGGGCUCAAAGCUCAUCUACACCAACCUGCUCGACCAAAUGCUCGACGCCACCAUCGCCGCCAUGGCCAAGCUCGGUUACCCCGACGUGCCGCUGGCCAUCUCGGAGACCGGCUGGCCCAGCGGAGGAGGUGACGGCGCCAAUAUAGUCAACGCCGAAACCUACAACCGCCACCUCGCCACGCGGAUGUCCCAUACACCCGGCACGCCAGCGCGCCCGGAUACCUCGAUGCCCGUGUUCGUCUUCUCCCUGUACAACGAGGACCUGAAGCCCGGGGCGGGCACGGAACGGCAUUGGGGGAUGUUCUACCCGAACGGGACAUCGGUGUACGACGUCGACCUCACCGGCAAGCACUACUACGCGCCGCCGCCGCCGGGGCCUGAACCGGUGCCUGUACCGCCGCCGGGGCCGGUGCCACCUCCAGGGCCGCCGGACAACAACCCGACCGACGAGGGCGUGUGGUGCGUGCUGGCGACCGGCAAGCCCGUGAACGAGACGGCAGUGCAGAUCGCCCUGAACUACGCGUGCGAGCAGGGCGGGGCGGCAACGUGCGCCGCCAUACAGCAAGGCGGCGCGUGCUUCGAGCCCAACACCCUGGACGCGCACGCCAGCUAUGCGUUCAAUUCCUAUUGGCAGAAGUUUAAGAAGACCGGAGCUACCUGCUCGUUCAAUGGCCUCGCGGUGAAGACCACCAAAGAUCCAAGUUAUGGAACAUGCAAGUUCCCCACCUCUUCGGACCAGGCCGCCAAGGGCAAGUGGUGCGUGCUGGCGACCAGCAAGCCAGUGAACGAGACGGCCGUUGAGGCUGGCUUGAACUACGCCUGCGGCCAGGGUGGUACGGCCACAUGCGCCGCCAUCCAGCCUGGCGGUACGUGCUUCGAGCCCAACACCCUUGAUGCGCACGCGAGCUACGCGUUCAAUUCGUAUUGGCAACAGUUCAAGAAGACUGGAGCAACGUGCUCGUUCAAUGGCCUUGCAGAGACAACUACAAAUGAUCCAAGCCAUGGAUCAUGCAAGUUCCCCACCUCUUCGGAUGAGACCGUCAAGGGUGAGUGGUGCGUGCUAGAGAUUGGCAGCGGCAACGCGGUGAACGAGACGGCGGUGGAGGCCGGCCUGAACUAUGCGUGUGGCAAGGCCACGUGUGCCGCCAUCAAGCCUGGCGGUGCGUGCUACGAGCCCAACACCCUCGACUCGCACGCGAGCUAUGCGUUCAAUUCCUAUUGGCAACAAUUCAAGAAUACUGGAGCCACCUGCUCGUUCAAUGGCCUCGCGGUGAAGACCACCAAAGAUCCAAGCUAUGGAUCGUGCACGUACCCCAGCACUCCGAGCUAGUCGCUUAACAGAAGACCGUCAAGAGUACGAUCCACGGCCGGAGUAGCAACGCAACUAGGAAGAAGGCCAUUGCCGCAAUGCCCUUUGUAGUCUGUAGACAGACAUUCGAUUUAUUAUUUUCUCCGUCGAUUUCUCAGUGGACUGCCAAACAUGCAUGGCUGUCUACUACGAGUAGAUUCAUUCAAAGGAUUUUCAUAGACACUUUUUGAAGAUUCUUAGUAUUAAUUGAUUUUUUC